ACCCCCGACGUUCUCACCGACGACGUCGCCGACCUUGCCAUCGGUCUUAUGAUCUGCACCCUCCGCCAUAUCUGCGCCUCCGACCGGUACGUCAGGAAAGGCCUUUGGAGAGGUUUGGGAGAGUAUAAGCUCACCACCAAGCAUCCGGUGCUAAUGUGCAUUAUUGAGACAAUAUAGACAUAUGCGUACUGCAUGGCUUAUCCGUACUGCAUGGCCUUUGCAGUUCAGUGGAAAAACAGUUGGCAUUGUGGGACUUGGUCGAAUUGGGAUGGCCAUUGCCAAGAGAAGUGAGGCUUUUGGCUGCACCGUUAUUUACCAUUCACGAUCAGAAAACCCAGGUGCAAACUACAGGUUUUACUCAAAUUUAGUAGAUCUUGCUGCUGACAGUGACAUUCUGGUACUAGCAUGCCCCUUAACUGAUGAAACUCAUCACAUUGUAAACAUGACCGUCAUAAAUGCAUUGGGUCCAGAUGGAGUUCUUGUGAACAUUGGUCGUGGCUCUCUUGUUGAUGAGCCAGAAUUAGUCAAGGCGUUAUUAGAUAAGAGACUUGGUGGCGCUGGACUUGAUGUAUUUGAAUGGGAGCCUGAACCACCUAAAGAACUGCUUGAUCUGGACAAUGUCGUGCUGUUGCCACAUGUUGGAAGUUCAACUGUGGAAACUGCAAAGGACAUGGCCGACUUGGUGGUGAAAAAUCUGGAGGCUUAUGCAAUGGGAAGGCCUUUGUUGACGCCAGUGCUAUAGUAAUGAGCAACCGUGAACUUUGGAAGGUAUCCGAUCGUUUACUUUCUCAUAACAACAAUCUUUUUGUUUGUCCUCAAUUUGAUAUUUCAUUGGAUGACACGUCAUUUCAUGAACAAAAUUCUGGUUUCUUUUAUAUUUAGUUGCAAGAUCCUUCAAUUCCUAACAAUUUGAUAUUGGCUUCACCUUGUAAUCAAUCCUUUUGAGGUUGUUCUUUUUC
Molecule: messenger RNA, 959 nt
Organism: Nymphaea colorata (pocket water lily)
Lineage: Eukaryota; Viridiplantae; Streptophyta; Magnoliopsida; Nymphaeales; Nymphaeaceae
Product: glyoxylate/hydroxypyruvate/pyruvate reductase 2KGR-like
Exons: 2
Coding region: 182-742 (186 amino acids)
Cellular component (GO): cytosol
Molecular function (GO): hydroxypyruvate reductase [NAD(P)H] activity; NAD binding; glyoxylate reductase (NADPH) activity
Source: RefSeq, a predicted model, not a curated record